Amoebophrya sp. A25 is the source of this 7845-nucleotide messenger RNA. NCBI's taxonomy places the organism in Eukaryota, Dinophyceae, Syndiniales, Amoebophryaceae. The record is from the annotation of a GenBank genome assembly.
CGCUAUUGUAAUUUUUUGAAUAUGCUCGUCGAUUUUUUGAUUAUGCUCGUCGAGACCACGAGAGAAAACUUUUUUGAACUUCUGUCCUAUUCGUAGUUGAUCUAUAAUUUACUGUGAAGAUCUUUCCAAGGAACUACUUUUCUCACUGAGAGAACCUCCAACAUAUUAGACCAAGAACAUCAAGAUGUCGAGCAAGCAGGCAAAACGGCUGUUAGAGCUCCAGAAGGAGAAGGAGCUGGAGAAGCAGAAGGAAGAAGCCAAGAAGAAAGAGGCAGCUGAUGCUAAGCGCAACGAAGGCGAUGAAGACGAUGAUGAUGAGUCCGAAGAUGAGGCCCCCGUAGCAGCUGCUACGCAACGCAAGAACGUUUUUGCCGCAAUGAUGUCUUCGUCUGAAGACGAUGAGAGCGAUGAAGACGAAGACGAUGGUGAAGAUUCUUCAGAGAGCGUAGAUAAGAAUGAAGGUGGAAGAAGUGUUGGGGAUGAUGACGAAAAAAGUGAAACAGAAGAACAAGUGGUAAGAAAUCGUGGCAAGAAUCGCAAGGCUGUUCCUCCAAGUACAACGACCUCUAGCAAGAAUAACAAGAACAAGGACCAAAAGCAUGAUCCGCAUCAUUUUUCACCACGUGACCGUCAACAGAACCAGAAGGCGGGUGUCGUCGGAGUAUCACCUGAAGAGAAUAGUGAAGAUGAGGAAUGUGAGGAGGACUUUGAGGCUGCCCUGGGCGAGCACGAAGCAGAAGUAAAGAAACAAGAAGCUGAAAAUCCUGACGAGGUGGCGGGGAAAAGUGGAGGUAAGAAGAUUCUGUUAAAAUGUUGUUUUUAUUCUUCUUGUUUGUUGUGAAGGAUCCAUAACCUAACCUAACCUGUUGUUCUUUUAGUCCCUGUAAUAUGGAAGUAGGACAACCGGUCAGUUUUCACCUCGACAAUAUUAGGCUUAUCCCAUGCAACAAGAUGGAAGUAAGAGUAACGCUAGCAACUAAGAAUAUCAAUUUGGAUCGGAACUUAGGUAGUGCAGGUGGUCUUACUGAAGCUCGAAAUAUAUCCAGAGAGCAUGUAGGUGUGCUGAUGGAUACCUUGGGGGCCGCAUGACGAGACUAGUUCCGAGUUUUUUAGGUCUUGCUCGGUCACAAAACAUUUCGUGUCAACUUGGUAGUAGGGAUGGUAAUGGUUGAAGGACAAGGAACUGAUUUACAGUGUAAUGAUGGCGAUCUGACGAUAGGCUCUUGUUAUUUCUCGCAAUGACAGGGCGCAUUUGAAGUAGAUCUAACCUGUUUUUAAAUCACAGUGGGUUUAUAGAAGGUCCAUCAAUAGUGUUAGAUUAUUACCUCGUACGUUGGUGCAGUCGCUGUGAAGCAUAGUCCACAUGUACUGCCAUCGGAGCCUUGUGGCAUCUACCUAUCUAUCAAUAUGGAUCUUUCGAAGCUCGGCUGUGGUUGUUGUCCGCAGCCGAGUCAAAGUCGAUCCCAAAUCAAGAUGUGCUGUUGGGUGGCUCGUUUUCGUUCCUGUCGAAAGCUUGUCAAUUUAAAUAGCCUACAAUGAAUUUGAAAAACAAAAAGUCGACCUGACUCAUGUUACCCAUCAUCCUCGGAGUCGAGCUGAUGCGGGCGGAGCUCGACGUGCAGGAUCCUUAACCUAGCCUAACCUCGCUUUCCACCUUGUAUAAUCAGUUGAAAUCUCUAGACAGCCAUGGCUUCAUGCAGGGACGACGAUCAGACUCACCUUUAUCUUCCUAAAAACAUCAUCUUCCUCUUCAGCAGAGAUAGUCGAGCUUUAUCUUCCUAAAAACAUCAGCCUCCUCUUCAGCAGAGAUAGUCGAGCUUUGUUGUCUUGACCGGAUCCUUGCUGUGACGAAGCAGAAUUUCUCCAUGGAAGCGGAGCAGAAGCGGAUCUUUGGCGGGACUCUGACAGGAGACGACAGGAAAAAGAAACUGCCCAAGGGAAUAAGUCAAAUGCCUCCGCAUUUGAAGAAGCUGUGGCUCAGCAACGUGACGAUCAACGAAGUAGGACCUACCAAGCCCGAUCCGACCACUACUGGGACGUCGGUUUUUACGGAAACGGCGAAGGUAGUUACUUGUUUUGAAGAUAGAUUUUGUGGACGAGGAUCAAGGUAAGAAGUACUUGUUUUGAAGAUUUUGUGUACUAGCACUAGGGUCUUUCUUCACAUUAUGUUAAUGCUCACAAUGUCUGGAUGUUCACAAUGUCUGGAUGUUCACAAUGUCUGGAUUAUGUUAAUGUUCACAGUUGUAACAGACGCAGUGCGUGGUUUACGCAGACCACGCACUGCGUCUGUUACAACUGUUCGUUGUACUACAACAUCUUGUGUUGGCUUCAUUCUUUAUUCCAUACCACAACCCGAAUACAAAAUCAAAAACCGCAAACACGGGACGAGCACGUCUAUUCGUGUCUACUCUAUCAAACACUUCACACUACACAGGACGUCUUCUCCGUUUCUCCUUUCCCUGAGUACAGUAGGAGAGCAGAAGCGAUGUUCGACGAGUAUCUAGAGAUUCGAUCCAUCCAAGACCUGAACGCACUGCAAGAAUUUUGUCGGAGAAGUGGUGGCCUUUUUGUGGAUGCAACGUUGGAUUUAGUGGACGUUUUGAGAGGGCGCGGAGACCACGAAGCAGCCUUGCAAUUGUUGAAGCAAGCUUUGUUUGUCUUCGAAGUGAAUCUGCCAAGUACGUUCAGACCUUGGGGGACGGCGAGUGCAGUAGCGUCAACAACAGCCUCUGGACUUGGAGGUGCAAGUACUACAACAGGUGGUUCUUCUGCAGCUCAACAUGCUGUGACUUCUGCCUCAUCAACUGGUGGCACCGCAUCCGCUUCCUCGCGACCAGGCGUCGGCUCCACCACCACAGUUUUCCAACAGUUUGGUAGGUCACAAACCCUAACCGAAAGUAGUCUGCGCUAUUUUGGACGUGCGCUCUUUCUGUACAUGAACAUGCUGGCAGGUCGUGGGUUAUUCACCACUGCAAGUGAGGUCGCCAAACUCCUCUGGCGUCUGUCGUGGUAUGGUGGAGUCGGUAGUGAACAGUUUGCCCCGAAGAGGGAGAAAGACGGUAGCGGGACAAAGCCUGUAGCGGUACUAGGACUGGGAGGUGGUCGUGCACACGCGAUGAACAAGGAUUCCCAUGAUCAAAUAAAGAGUCCUGCGACAUUCAAAGGCUUGGACCCAGUCCAUAUGAUGCCACACUACUUGUACUUCGCUGUCCGAGCUAGGAAAUUCGAUGCAAUCGAAGCACUGUGUGGCCACGAAAAUGACAGUAGAAGGAGAAGAGGACAUCAGAGCGAGGAGGAUGAUCUUGACGAAGAUACUACUUCUUCCCAACUAUGCCUAAAAAAGGAACCAGCGCUUAGAUACUUCUGCGAUCGAAAACAGUUCGGAGCAAAAAGUAAGUUCGAUUGGGGCGAUGGUCAAGAUGAGGAACAAGAAUCUUCUGGAGACACAAGUACUAGUAGUCCCAAAGUAGUUGUAGGAGAAGCUGGACCAGAAGACUCAGCUAUUGGUUCUUCAUCAUCAGCUAUCGGUUCUUCAUCAUCAGCUAUUGGUUCUUCAUCAUCUAUUGGCUCUUCAUCAUCAGAGUCACCGCCGACGAAGACCACCAGCAACUCAUUACCUAUUAAAGUAGAAGGAGUAGAAGCAAAUACGAAGGUGGAGAUAGAGCUGUCAAAUGCAAAGGAGGUCGCAACAGAGCAGUCAACAAAGACCGCAGUAGAACGUGCUGGAUCAUCCCAACACGCCCGGUUCGACUGUCCCCACCCUACGAAUUUAUUUGCUCCUAUGUGCCUCACACGAUCUCUCGCAGCUUAUCUUCGUGCUGGCGAGCAGACUGGACUGCUGAAAGCGAUUCAUAGUGAACCGAUAUCCGUCAGCGACAUCCUGAACUGGAAGAGGACAGCCAGGGAUGACUUACUAGUUAGUACUUCUACUGCGUCAAGUUCCUCGUCAAGUAGUGGCAGUGGCAACAGUACAGGUGGUAGCUCUGGUUCUGCUGGAGUUGUACAACCUCCAGCCACGACUACAUCAAGUACUACUUCUAUAGGAACCAGCACAGCAACCACACUGUUGAUGUGCAAAGCCUUUUUCCUGUUCCCAGGUGUUUUUAGAAGAAUGCUAGAGAUCGGAGAGGUUAAUCUGGACUCAGUGCCCAAGUAUCCUACACAUCUCUUCGAUAGUUCAUCUGGUUUAUCCGGUACAGCAAGCGUGCCUCCCGUGAACCGACGGCGGACGUGGACCACACUUUUUGCGAUUCUCUACGACUGGUGCGCAUGGGACGAACUGACGCCACUGGAAGCUGCCACAGCGGAACGAUUCGCCAAUUUGUUCUGCUCUGAGAGGCUUCUAGCUUUCCAACACGCGACGUUGGAGAGGCUGGUGAGGCAGUUCGAAAGCAGCCCGUUAUUUAAAAAAGAAUGGUCCGAAGCGCGAACCGAGUUCGUAAACUAUACUUCUGCGUCGAGUUCGAGUGAGUCAUUACAUGCCAGUUACGCGAAUAUGACAGCUGCAGAAUGCAAAGACGACGCUGCCCAUGCGAUUUUGCCGGAAGCGCUGAGGAGCCCACAGUUACGGCACAGGGCUAGUCAUUUCCAUUUCCACAGAUCAUCUUCUCUAUUUUCUUUCUAGUAAGUGAAUUUGAUGAGAAGACGAGCUUAGCAGGGUUAGGACUACUGAGUCACUGUGAGCGCUAACACGUGGUAAUCGCGGAGGGUUUGCUGCCCUAUUGCGGCAAAGAGCCGGCGGAGCGGAGCUGCCUGGAGGUAUUCUAGAUAUGCUAAGAUUAAUUCUUAUGGCCACAACUCCUGACGAUCAUGAAGAUGAUAUCACAAUUGAAAAUACUUACUGCAAUUUUAACUACUCGAAAACUGAAAAUAACCGAGUUACUGACUGAAGUAAGGGAGGUAGCUCCACAUCAAGGCUACUCUUCCUUCUCGUCAGUAUCCCGGUUAUUCUGCUUGUUUCAAGAGAGAAUCCGAGAAGAUUUGAACAGAUGAAGAUGAGCUUUUUAGGCUUACCAAGAUGAAUUUGAAUCAACCAUGCGUUGACGUAUCGAUUUACCCCCUUGAACUUGAUGUCUGCGGAUACUUACAGUACCCUCUUGUUGAUGUUGGAAGGAUACUCAAACACUGACCAUAAUUUGUAAGUUUCUAAUAGAGAAAUAGAAGAAGAACAAGAAGAACAGCAAGGAAAUGCAUACAUGAUUGGAGAAAGGCGGGAGAGAUGGGAAAAUGCCUUCGAGGCGGCAUUGAUGCAAGAUGGUCAGGACAUGCGCGAUCCGGGGAACAGAAUUAGAUUCUUGGAAACCGUGAUGCGCGAAUACAGCAAUGAAGGUCAUGCUCCUGGAGGUGGGGAAGAAGGAAACGAAACAGGUCAUCAAGGAGGAAAUGAAGGUCAAGGAGAAGGACGAGGACCAGGUGGAGCUGUUCAAGGACCUCCAGAAGGAGAAGGAGGCCCUCCAGAAGAAACAGCGAAUCAUGCCACAGAACAUUUAAGGCAAUGAGACGAAUAUUUAAAGCUUCUACUGAUUUUUAUCCACGCGAAUGCUACAACCACAACAUCCGUAAAUUUGAUACAAAAACUUUUACUAAUUUGGAAUCAAUGAAUCAGUUUCAGUUGUAAACUGUUAUAAGAUUCCUCUAAUUCUAAUUAUUCGUCCCCAAAUAUCCGACGAAGUGAUGGAAUUACUCGAUGAUCUACGUUUAAACGGCCUGUUGAAUGGCGUAGACGUAGAAGACCUCGACGCUGUAGGAGCAGAAGAGGUGAUCCAGAACGCCUACAGAAAUUGUACACCGGAACAGUUGUUAUGAAGGUGGAACAGCUGUUUGUGUUUUUUUCAAUAAGUGACAUAAAAAGAUGAAAUGUUGAAAGUUCUUUGCUGAGCUUUGAAAAAUCAUGUUAAAAAUCGUAUUAUUUCAACGGACCACCUUUUCAAUCCAAGUCGCCGCUCGAUGAUGGUCCGGAUCUGGAUUGGUUGUGUAGAAGUCCUCCAGUGAUAUUACCCCAUCUUGACUUUGUGAAGAGACUACUCCUUUCUUACAACUCCUGCUUCUAAUUUUAGCGAUGCUAGAAGCUACAGGUCAUGAUCCUCAUACUUUUGGAGGAGGGAUGCUUGCUGCCCACGACCCUGAAGGUGAAGAGUACAGAUCAGGGUCAGGGACCUUCUAAAUGUUGACAUGUGCUUGGUCGUGAACCUAGAAGAACAUGCUUGGUGACCCUAGAACCCUUGGUGAAGAACCCUUGGUUAGAACCUCCUUGGUGAACCUGGAUCCUUCUUGGUGAGCCUAGAACCCUUGGCGACCUAAAAAACAACCCAACCGAAGCUCUCCUUCACAAUCACACUUAACGCCUUUCUUCACAACGUCGGUUGUGGAAAAGAACGUUGUUCUUCUACAUCUUCUUGUUAGAGAAGCUGCGGAGCAGGAGAGAUUGUUCUUCUACAUCUACUCCAUAAACAACUACGAGGGGCCUACUAGUAAAGAAGUAUCACGACCACCUUCAUCUGCUCUUAGUCUACAUCAAGGAGAGUGGGUGAGAAAGCGGCUGCGGAGGCCAGAGUAGGUGAGAAGGCGGCCCGUCAGCUACUAGUUGUAGUACCAACAUACUGGAAGUACAGGGAGUAGAGUAGCUUGCAUGCUGCAGUAGUAAAAGAACAAGAACAAGAAGAAGUCGUAGAGGAACAAGCCUCGAGCGGCCGCUUUCUCACCUGCUCCGGUGGAGCAGGGUACUCGUCUAGGCCUAUCAGUCAUAGUACAACAUUUACUUACUUCAAGUUCCCACUUAUAACUCCUCAUCAUCUUCACAAGUUCCCACUUAAUUCCUCAUCUUCACAAGUUCUCACUUAUCACCUCUACUUCUAGAUAAUCCGAUCAUUUGUCUCUUCCUGUGAACAGUAUACUAGUAUAUCAAAUCCGGCAGUUUUUCUGUCAUAAAAAAUACCUCCAGGUCGUGGUUCAAUUAAUUUCGAUGUAAGUAAUGUCAUUCUCAAAUCCGAUUUCUCACUUCUCACCAGGCUCAAUUUCGGUGUACUCGAAUCCGGUUUUUGUUUUUUUCCAGUCCUUUUUGCCGUGGGCCACCGUUGACUACACUGGAGGAGCUCCCGCAGUGACCGUGCAAAGCGUUAGUUUGUUAAGGAUUAAUAGAGUAGUCUCUCUCUCAAGCCAUUUUGUUAAGGAGUGGAUUCAUAAGAGUAGAUUAACAGCUGCUAAUGUGGGGUAGUAGAGUUGUCUCUCUCAAACCAUACACACACUUUCUAGUUUCUACCAGAGUAGACAUGAUAGAUCGUACUUGUCAAGGCUAAAGAUAGGUUAUCGUUCCACUACUGCAUCAGUUGAUGUAGUUAUUUUCCUCAAUGUACUUCUUCGUAUCUCCGCUUUUUUAGUGACUAGCUAUAUAUUAGGGGCAAAAUAGAUUUCAUCCGACUACGUACUAGUGCUUGUUCAUGAUCUUCACAGCACAACUAGUUCUAAUUUGAAGGUAGUGAGUAAACUCCUUCUUCUAAUUCCUGGGUUGCGCAGAUUUUGGCGACAUUUGAUGAGAUGGGCGAAUAUGAUUUGGAAUGCGAGGAACAGCGAUGAUGCUAGAGACCAAUUGGGUGCUGGAAAUGGACGACCUCGUCAAGAGUAGUUCUGGCAAAAGAUGAUUGAGGAAAUCCUUGGAUGUAUUCUAUAGCUGUUGGAGAUGAAGGCUCUCUACUCUAUCUCGAAUCACAAGUACAAGGACACCUAUUUGCUCGAGAAUACAGGAACAUCACCAAAAAAUGCAAAGUGUCCCCUCCCCAAUGGCACGAAGACGGUGAAGAUUUUCUCCAGUACUACGUGUAACAUGAGAAGUUUCUGCAGAUAGGCACA